AUGAAAGGAAGACAUUUAAGUACAUACGAGACUUUGUUCAAAUGUAGACAAGAGUUUGGAUAUUAUCAAACAUUUCAAGUAGCAGGAACUUAUUCCAAUAGUUUCAGUAAAAACACAUUGAGUAAGGUAUUGAGGAAAGUUAUCCUUGAAAAUGGGAUGUUGAGUUGUAAUGUAUUUCCCGAUGACCAAAAGUCCCUUUUGAGACCGGUGGAAAAGAUCACAUUCGAUGAUGUUUACGUAGAUUUAGAAGAUAAGUAUAUCACUGAUAACUUACUCAAUGAAGAGGGUAUGAAAUUCCUUAACUCCUUUACUUUCCAAUUGGGUGUUGAAAAGGCGUUAUUCAAAGUUUUGUACAAUGAGAAGAGCUCCACAUUAGCAGCAGUGUUUGACCAUGCAGUUUUUGACGGUAUUAACGGGAAUUACUUCCAUGAAGAGUUUAUCAAGUAUUUGAGAAUCAUGGACUCCGAAGAUAAUGAAAUGGAGAGUGUUUUGUUUGAUUUAUCCACUGAUGAAACUUUAUUAGCCAAUGAUUUACCUCCUCCAAUUGAUGCUUAUAUGAAGUAUGACGAGCCUCAUAAUGAAACUUUCAUGUCCAAGGUACCCCCAUACCCUAGAUAUUCCGGAAGAUUCUUGAACACCAAGGACGUCAAAGAUAUUGCAUUCAAGCUUUUAAAAUUCAACCCUGACGAAUUGAAAACCCUUUUGAAGAAAUGUAAAGAGAAAAAUGUUACUUUAACUUCAUAUUUAGAUGUUAUCUUUGCUUUGACCUUCCAAUCGGUAUACAAGGACACUUAUUCCGUGAACAAAGUGGCAAUAGCAUUGAGAAAAUUUAUUCCAUGGGAUAAAGAUUAUAAGAUAUGGGGUAACUCACCUCAUAUGGGAUUGAAUCAAAAUUUACAUAUCAAGAGUUUCAGUUGGGAUGAUGUCAUUGAGUUCAACAAAAACUUAAAAGCCACUGCAAACAAUGAUAAACUUUUAUACGAAGUUAGAGCUUGGAGAGACGUCUGUGGUACUGGGAAUGAAAGUCAAUUCUUUGAUAAAGCUUUAGGAAAAGAGAAACCUGAAACAACAAAAUUAUCUAAUUUGGGAUUGAUCAGAAUCCCUAAAGAUGAUGGCUCUAAAUUCCAACUUCUCGACUUAGUGUUUAGUCAAGAUAUGAGUCCAGCCGCAUCUGACUUUAUGAUCGGUGUGGUUUCAACUGAACUUGGGGGAUUGAGUAUCAUCGUUUCUUAUUUCGAAUACGACGAUGGAUUUGAUGAAGGUUUAGUCGACCAAUACCGUGACAACAUAUGGAAAUAUAUUCAAGAAUAG
Messenger RNA from Yamadazyma jaroonii, 1311 nucleotides. Lineage: Eukaryota; Fungi; Ascomycota; Pichiomycetes; Serinales; Debaryomycetaceae. The record is from the annotation of a GenBank genome assembly.